AUGCUCGCGAAGUAUCUUAUCGCCCCAUUCGUCUUUGUUGCUUGUGCUAUAGGCACUCCUAUUGAGCUUGAGGCUCGCCAGUCGUGCUCAGCCCUGCAACUUGUCCAUAUCGCAGGCACAACUGAAAUUGGGCUUGGUAUUGUUGGGACUCCUCUUGCAGCCGCUCUCGCAUCGAGCGGAGUUACCACGAAGUCAAUUACUUAUGACACCUCUGCGGAAUAUAUCGUUACUGUUGCCGCCGGGGCUGCUAUCACUACAUCCUACCUUGCUGCUCAGGCCAUUGCUUGUCCUAAUCAGCGCUUCGUACUAAGCGGAUAUUCCAAAGGCGCACUUGUUCUGCACAGUACAACCCUUACCAGUAAUCUGAAAUCUAAAGUCGCAAGCAUUCUAGUUUUUGGUGACCCAGCCCGCAAUAUCAAUCAGCCUUGGCCUAUCAAUAACCCCUCAGUGGAUUUGUCGCCCAAGGACGGAAGCUCAAGCUCUCAGAAUAUUGCUAGCUUCUGUAACACUGGCGAUUUGUUUUGUGCUAUUCCUGGAGUUAGUUUGCCGGCUCACUUGGCAUAUCCGACUGACGGAAGCAUUGGCGUUGCCGCGACGUUCGCCAAAGCCCGACCAUGA
Messenger RNA from Rhizoctonia solani, 618 nucleotides. RefSeq names its product cutinase. The transcript has 5 exons. NCBI's taxonomy places the organism in Eukaryota, Fungi, Basidiomycota, Agaricomycetes, Cantharellales, Ceratobasidiaceae. Gene Ontology annotation, molecular function: hydrolase activity. The coding region runs from base 1 to 618 and encodes 205 amino acids. The record is from RefSeq and is a predicted model, not a curated record.